This is a messenger RNA of Rotaria sp. Silwood2, 378 nucleotides long. NCBI's taxonomy places the organism in Eukaryota, Metazoa, Rotifera, Eurotatoria, Philodinida, Philodinidae. The record is from the annotation of a GenBank genome assembly.
AUGUUUUAUCUUGAUAGUGUUGAUUGUCUCGUUGCUGUUGGAAAGAAAAGUUCUGUAUUACAUACAACAGAAAAAUUCUAUGAAAGACUACGUACUUCACGUGAUAAUCCACAAAAAAUGGUUAAUUCACCAUUAUUGGUUGUAGACAAUGUUGGUGAUGUACUUGGCGAAGCACCUGAUACUUUAGCUAAAUCAGUGCAAUUCUUUUUACAAGGAAUCGUAUCUGGUUUACCAAUGGAAGCAUGUUUAGUUGGUUUAGGACGUCUAUCACGUUCUAUGUCGAUGGAAGAAGCUGAUCGCCCAAGACGAGGUUCUGGAACUCAUGCAUCAUCAUCUGGCACAGCUUCACCACCAAUUGUUGGUUCACCACCGAAAUAG